This is a messenger RNA of Peronospora matthiolae, 981 nucleotides long. The record is from the annotation of a GenBank genome assembly. Lineage: Eukaryota; Oomycota; Peronosporomycetes; Peronosporales; Peronosporaceae.
AUGUUUCCCAAAUUAAACUACACACAAAAGCUGCGCCACCACAUCGGAGAGCUCCUCCGUCACGAUAUCGCCAAGCGCUCACAAUCCGUGGACGAAUAUGCGCUGCGUCAUCGUGUCAAUGACUACUACUUGCCUAUGUUCUGCUGGACAAUUGAGGUCGUGGAGGCUGUGCAGAAACGACUGGGCGAGGCCAAACGCUGUGUCUGCAUCGGUCUGAGCUGUCCACAAGGCGGCGGAAAGACUACAAUGUCCAUGUACAUGCAAAAAGCACUGGCAGUUGUAGGCAUAAACUGUGCUGUCAUGUCGCUGGACGAUGUGUACUGGAAGCACGAGGACCAGGUGGCUCUUGCGAAAGCCAAUCCAGCCAAUCCGCUGCUUCAGUAUCGCGGCAAUCCAGGCACGAUGGACGUGCCAUUACUGAUGGACAUCAUUCGGCAGUGCCAGACCUCCGAUAGCGAGGUGGUGCUACCUCGCUAUGACAAGUCAAAGCAUAACGGCCAGGGCGAUCGUGCUCCUCGUUCCGAGUGGGAUCGCAAGCAAUGUCCGUUGGACGUGCUGCUGAUUGAAGGCUGGUGCAUGGGUUUUCAAGCAAUCGACGACUCGAGCGUCAAGAUGAGUGACCACCUGAAGGUAGUGAAUGACGAGUUGCGCGCCUUUCAGGAAAUGUACGCGGAACUAGACAGUCUCAUCGUGAUCAAGAUUGACGACCUCGACUGGGUCUACGAAUGGCGCGAGCAGCCGGAACAGCUUCUGCGUCAAGCGAACAGACCAGCCAUGACCUCCGAAGAAGUGCGCGACUUUGUGGAUCGCUUCAUGCCAGCAUACGAAACGUACUUGCGGGGGCUUUACACCGACCCGAAAGACUCGUCGUCUUCUUUAGCUACAAUACCACGACUUGUUUUCUCCAUCACAGCGGCCCGGGAGCCAGUGGGAAAGCCAAUGGAGUUCAACUUUACAUCCAAGGCGUUACAGGAGGGUUGA